AUGAAUGAGGUUAUAACAUUAGCUGAUAAUCUAAAUAUAACAGAUUUGGAUAAACCAAUAAUAUUGCUACUGGAUUUUAAUAUGUGUGUUUUUGAUGACAUUUUAGAAACAUAGGAUCUCGCUCAAAUUAAAAUCAGAUUUGAAAAAGUUAUUGAUAAUAUUAAUGAACUAAGCAAAUAAAUUAAAGAGAACAAAUUACCUGCUUAGAUACCAAUUUUUGAUUGGAUUGAUCAAGUGAUGUAAAAUAAUCUAUUAAAAAAUAACGAAUAAUUAAUUUUACCCAUUUACAAUGCAUUGAAUCAAUUUAAGGAUAUUGAAUUAGACAUUGAUCGUUAGAAUUUGGAAAGAGAUUUUUAUUUAAUAAUUAAAUAAACUUAACUUCUAAAUAAAAAGUAAAAAAUGCAGAGGACUUUGUAAUUAAAUAAUUUAUAAGCUAUUCUAGGCAAUUUUAUACAUUCAAAAUUAGGAGUUGCAAAAUAUUGCACUUAAUAAAUUGCUGCUGUUGAAUUUCUAAUUAAUUGA
Paramecium tetraurelia is the source of this 522-nucleotide messenger RNA. RefSeq lists its product as uncharacterized. The transcript is spliced from 4 exons. The record is from RefSeq and is a predicted model, not a curated record. Lineage: Eukaryota; Ciliophora; Oligohymenophorea; Peniculida; Parameciidae.